UCAGAACGUAUCCUUUGUCAACCAGAACCAUAAAUCCAGACCUGAUCAACAUCAAUAUGGGUCGAGUAGCAAUCGUAACAGGUUCCGCCCGCGGUAUCGGCAAAGCCAUCGCCCUCCAACUCGCCACCGACGGCUACGACGUAGCGGUAAACGACAUCCAAGCGAACAAGGACAUCGCCGAAGAGACCGCCAAAGAAAUCCAAGCUCUCGGCCGCAAAUCCACCGUCGUCCUCGCCGAUGUCUCCAAACUUGCCGAAGUCGAGGAGAUGAUCCAGAAAGCCGUCAACGACCUCGGACCGCUGAACACCUUCAUUGCCAACGCAGGCAUCGCCCAAGUCAAAGGCCUGUUGGAGUUGACCGAAGAAGACUUCCAGCGCAUGUUCGCAGUCAACGUCUUCGGCGUUCAGAAUUCAUGUCAAGCGGCAGCGAAGCAGCUCAUCAAGCAGGGGAACUGCCGCGCUGAUGCACCCGGCAAGAUCGUGACGUGCGCUAGCAUCGUCGCCUUCAAGCCCUUCCCUCUCCUCUCCCACUACUCCGCCUCUAAAUGGGCCGUCCGCGGACUAACGCAGGCGUACGCGAUGGAACUCGCUGAUCACCACAUCACGGUCAAUGCCUACGCGCCAGGGAUUGUGGGAACAGCGAUGUGGGACCUCAUCGAUGAGAAACUGGGAGAGGCGACGGGUGCGAAGAGAGGAGAGACGAUUAAGAAGUAUACUCAUGACCUGAUUGCCCUGAAGAGGACGAGUACGCCCGAGGACGUAGCGAAGUUGGUCUCGUUCUUGGGCGAUCCGAAGUCGGAUUAUGUGACGGGUCAGACGCAGGUCGUGGAUGGUGGCAUUAUCUUUACCUGAGAGUUUGUGCAAGGCUGCGAGCCUGACCUGUUGGUUUUCCAGGAUGAGACGACUCUUCAUUGUACGAGGCAGAAUCACGACUGAAGUUCUGGAAGCAAGACACGUCCAAUUUUGUCUAUGUCACUGUAUAUCCUCAUCACGAAACGGCGACUUGAAGCAUGUC
Molecule: messenger RNA, 1014 nt
Organism: Zymoseptoria tritici IPO323
Lineage: Eukaryota; Fungi; Ascomycota; Dothideomycetes; Mycosphaerellales; Mycosphaerellaceae
Exons: 5
Coding region: 57-851 (264 amino acids)
Molecular function (GO): oxidoreductase activity, acting on the CH-OH group of donors, NAD or NADP as acceptor
Source: RefSeq, a predicted model, not a curated record